GGGACCUGAACGCAGGCUGGUGCAGACAUGGUGCCCCUGCUGCUGCUGCCCCUGCUGUGGGGGGGGUCCCUGCAGGAGGACUGGGGGUACAAGCUCCAAGUGCAGGACACGGUGACGGUGCAGGAGGGUCUGUGUGUGCACUUGCCCUGCGCCUUCUUCUAUCCCAGGAGCUCGUGGCCUACCCGUGAGAGGCCCUACAUGUACUGGUUCCGGAGUGGGGACAGCUCCCAUAACUCUCAGCUUGUGGCUACAAAUGAUAAAARAACAAAGGUGAAGACAGAGUUCCAGGACCGGUUCGACCUCGUCGGGAAGCCCGGGGAAAACAACUGCUCCCUGAGAAUCAGAGAGGCCAGGAGGAGCGACCAGGGACUCUACAGGUUCCAAACAGAGAGAGACUAUGGGAGAUAUGCUUACAAAGAUAAGCAGCUGAACCUGCUGGUGGCAGCCCUGACACAGGAACCCGACAUCCACUUUCCGGAGCCCCUGAAGUCCGGCUAUCCCACGAACCUGACCUGUAGUCUGCGGGGAAUCUGCGAAGAAGGAAGACCUCUCCGCUUCUUCUGGGUGGGGGGUGCUCUUGACUCACUGGACCCCCAGACCCUCCACUCCUCGGUGCUGACCCUCACCCCGAGGGUGCAGGACCAUGGCAGCAACCUCACCUGUCAGGUGCACCUGCCAGAAGGUCAGGGCACCGUGGAAAGAACCAUCAGGCUCAAUGUCUCCUACGCUCCCCAGAACCUCACCAUCAGCCUCCUCUCCAGCAAUGUCACAGCCCUGAAGAUUCUGGAAAAGGGCUUGACCAUUCUCACCCAGGAAGGCCAGACUCUACGGCUGCUCUGUGUUGCUGAUGGCAACCCCCCAGCCCAGCUGAGCUGGGUCCUAGGGGGACAGACUCUGAGCUUCUCCCAGCCCGCACACCCUGGGAUCCUGGAGCUCCCUCAGAUACAAAUGGAGCAUGAAGGAGACCUCACCUGCCAAGCUCAGAACGCACUGGGCUCCCAGCACGUCUCCCUGCAUCUCUCUGUGGUCUACCCCCCACAACUGCUCAGCUCCUCCUGCUCCUGGGAGGGCGAGGGGCUGCGCUGUAACUGCUCCUCCCGAGCCCAGCGGGCCCCCACCCUGCGCUGGCGGCUGGGGGAGGAGCUGCUGGAGGGGAACCACAGCAACGCCUCCUGGACCGUCACCUCCAGCUCUGCCGGGCCCUGGGCCAACAGCUCCCUGAGCCUCAGCGGGCCGCUGGGCUCCGGCCUCAGACUCAGCUGCGAGGCCUGGAAUGACCACGGGAAACAGAGCGCCACUGUCCUGCUGCUCCCAGGGAAACCGGUGCUCCUGGCAGGAGUCGUGCCCGCAGCUCUUGGAGGUGCCGGUGCUAUGGCUCUGCUGUCCCUAAGUCUGUGCCUCCUCUUCUUUUGCGUAGCGAAAGCCCGCAGGAAGCAAGCAUCCGGGAGCCGAGAGGGCCUGGAUGACGAAGAUCCUGUCAUGGGUACAGUGGCCUGGGGUUCCAGGCAAAAGUCCUGUCCAGACAGCCCCCCAACCCAAGCAACCCCUGCUGGGGAUGCCCCUCCCUCAGGGGAGCAACAGGAGCUCCAUUACGCCUCCUUCAGCUUUCAAGGGAUGAAGCUGAGGGAGCCUAAGGAUGAGGAGAGCGCCAGCGCCAGCGAGUACUCAGAGAUCAAGACAAAUGAGGACGGCUUAGAGCUUGGGGCUGGCCCGAGGAAUCGCAGCUCCUAGGGCAGAGGAGAAGUCAGGCACUAAUCAGCAAAGCAUGUGGACCCCUGUGGCAAUAUGAACAGGAAGGACUGGCCGAGCGUCACCAGGUAGAGCCGACUUGGGCUCUCAUGUAGGCUGCCAAGGAAGUCCUUCACCUUUCUGUGCCUCAGUUUCCCGUUCUGUAAAUCAGAGAUCGCGCAUUCUGCCUCAGAGGUGGUUGUGGACAUUAAAGAAAUUAACACACAGAAA
Molecule: messenger RNA, 1959 nt
Organism: Lontra canadensis (Northern American river otter)
Lineage: Eukaryota; Metazoa; Chordata; Mammalia; Carnivora; Mustelidae
Product: sialic acid-binding Ig-like lectin 5
Exons: 9
Coding region: 28-1731 (567 amino acids)
Biological process (GO): cell adhesion
Cellular component (GO): plasma membrane
Molecular function (GO): sialic acid binding
Source: RefSeq, a predicted model, not a curated record